GUGGCAACAACUAGUAGCAAUAUUCUUACAAGCAAACGAAGAAGAAGCAGUAGAGAGCUGAAAGCAAGAAAUCAAGAAAUAAAUAAAUUGUGAUUUAUUGAAGUGAUAUUUUUAUUAUUACAACAACAACUAAUACAACAAGAAAGAUGUCUGCAGCAAUCAACAACAUGUCAAUGCAAUAUGACUGCAACAACAACAGCAAUAAGCAUAACAACAGUUACAUUGCCGCAACAAAUCAAACACUGCUGCAGCAGAGCAGCUUACAACACACCUCACUCCUACAACACUGGUCCACCAUACAGCAGAAAUCCAAAGUAUCACCCUCACGCCGCAUCAAGAACCUGCUGAAACCGCUAUUGGGACGCGUCUUCAAAUCGCGCACGAAGAGCCAACAGAAACGCAACUCUUACCUCGCUGCCUCGCCGAAUGGCGAACGCGAUGCUGACUUCGAGUGGCUCGCCAACGAGAUGGACAAUCGCGCCAAUGAAGAUCUUGAGCAGCGGCUUGUCGAGGAGAUGCACAUGUGCGAGGAUGGCGCGGCUAUCGUUGUAUAUAACGCAGACGGCACGCAUCGCCUGCAGACGGUGGAGAAGGAUGAAUUCUAUGUGCCCGUGCAUUUCGCGCGCACCAAUGCCGGCACGUUCUUCUGGACUUCGCUGCAACGUCAGACCAUUGAACCGUACAACAUUCAAUGGAACUUUAUGGAUCGUUGGGGGCAAGCAUAGACCGCUGACUCCGGUGUUGUUGUAAUAAUUUAAGCUGAUACGCUGAAGUUGUAGGGUAUUGAAAUUACGUUCGGGUUUAAUGUAGAAAAGGGAUUUUCAACGGCUACCGGCGUCUGCCAGGCGGCACAAGUGCGUUCACUGCAAAAAGCAAGGUUUGGUCACUGCGACCUUGUGGCAAGCAGGCGUAAACGGGAAAUUUGCACGUCAAUGGGGUGUCAGUAAACGCUGGUGUACCGAUUGGGGCGCAAGAGUAGGCACAGAGAAAUUGUAAAAAUGCUGCUAGGGAAUACCGCUACUUUUCGCAAGAAAAAUAGUGUGCUAUCCUCUGCAGACAUUUGUUAGGAAUUUAACAGAAGCAAUUUUGAAAUUUUUUUGUUAAUGAAAAAAUUAUUAAAGGUGUAUGUAUAUGAAUAGAGGAGCUCCUGUUUUUGUACAAAAUAAAGGAAAUGAAGGAGUACAUCAAGUAAUUGAAAAAUAUUUGUAUUUUUAUAGAAAAAAAUAUAAUUAUGUUAAAAAAAUUGAAAAAAUAUUUUUAUG
Bactrocera dorsalis (oriental fruit fly) is the source of this 1262-nucleotide messenger RNA. RefSeq names its product enhancer of split malpha protein (gene Ocho). The coding region runs from base 147 to 725 and encodes 192 amino acids. NCBI's taxonomy places the organism in Eukaryota, Metazoa, Arthropoda, Insecta, Diptera, Tephritidae. Gene Ontology annotation, biological process: Notch signaling pathway; sensory organ development. The record is from RefSeq and is a predicted model, not a curated record. The transcript has 2 exons.